AUGGACCAGAAUGGACGCCCAACUGUCCAAGUGGUCAUCAACGGCCAUAGCCAAAUGCAACGACCCCAAAGCAACAUGGAGUUCCAAAACCAGCCCCGGCCGCUGUCUGUGGACGAAGCACUGCAGUAUUCAUCCAUGUCCAGCGCGCCAGUGUUCGGUCUCGACUGCAUUGUUCGCCCCGACGUUGGCCGAGCUUCGAAUACCACCUCCAUAAACCACGUACUCCAAGAAGGCCGCAGGACACUUAGUGAACUUGAUGCGGAGAUACAACAAGGUGGACAGAAUGAGUCGAGUCGCCUUGAGACGUCCCGAGAAUAUAUUCAACAGCUUCUGGAUGGGGAUCAGUUGACAAGAUUUAAAUUCAAGCUACCUCAGUUCCCAGUCCGGAGUCAACAGUUGAGCAAAGAUGAGUCUCAAGACAACUCUUCGGGCCGCGACAACCUAGGGUCAUUUGCACGUAUGAUGCUUGACUCUACUGAGAUUGCGUUUGGAUACCCCGAAGCAAGCUCCAAUUUCAAAGCCUUAGAGACUCCUAUACCCCAAACCCCAAACCAGCGCGCCCAUCUGCUGAACAAAUCGAAAACAACCUCAUUCUCCAACACCCCCACACCGAGCCAAUUGUCAGUGGUGAUUCCAGUUAAACCACUGCCUUCGCCAAUAUAUCACGUGAAUCCGCAAAAAGGGGACGAUGCGAUGGCGGUGCGGCUGAAGGACCAGAAAGCAGAAGCGGAUGCGGCUCUGCAGAAGUUGCAAGACCUUCUACACGAAGUCUUUGAAGCGGAAGAUCAAAUCGAACCCGAUGGCUCAAAUCCUCCCACCGAUACGCAAAACCCUAUAUUUGUCAGCCCGCAGUCAUUGGAGGUACAUGGAUUGGUGCUGUCAGCCGAUGCUCACAUUCGCCUUCAGAAAGCCCUCCGGAAAGUUGCAGGGUUCGACCGACUUCAGGAUAUACCCUCUGACUAUCUGUCUCGAAUUCAGAAACUCUGCGAAAAGCCAAUAAUUGCGGCACAGUCUCUGGGUUUGGCCUUGGGUGAUUCAACAAGCAGCAAUGAACUUGAAUCCCAAGAAUGGCUUGGAAAGGUCGAAGAUGUGUCAAUUGCACUUGUUGCAAUCAGCACGCUACUCCAAACCAUGUCCGGGCGACAGACCGAGCGGGAGCUUUGCCCCGAAGAUCUCAUCGAGGCUAUUCCAACAGUGCUCAAUCAAGUCUUUGAUCACUGUAUUAUCCCCGCUGUGGAAUCGCGUCCCGGUGGAAAGGACGGUCAACACUUCCAAUUUCUCUCGGCCCAGAAGCGGAUCAUUGGGGGCCUUGUCCACCAGAGCAAAAAGGCCAUUUCCCUGCUCGCGGACUUUUUGGCACGCAUUGACGUCUCAGAGGGCACUAUCACGGCGACAGAGUUCUUCGCGGCCAAGCUCAUCUUUGUGGAAAACGCGCACCAUGACAAAGACUCCACUCUGGGUCACCAGAAGUACGAGCCCGCGAGACGGGGCGCCAUGGACGUGCUUGCAAAAAUCUUCUCCAAAUACCCUGAUCAGCGACCUUUCAUUCUCGACGAAAUUCUGGUUUCGCUCGAAAAACUUCCUACUACGCGUCAGAAUGCCAGACAGUUUAAGGUUGCAGAUGGAAAGAACAUUCAGCUUCUUACCGCGUUAGUUCUGCAGCUAGUUCAGACGACUGCACUGGAAACCCAGUCCCGAUCGAAGGCCAAACGUCAAGUCAAGGCACAAGUUGAUGAUGAUGACGAUGAUGAGCUUAUGGGCGAUGGCAAGCACGACGAUGACGAAUCCGACGAAGAGACAGAAGCUUCACUGGAGCGGUUGGCUAGCAAGGCUAACCGGCUUUAUGACAAUGCAAUGCGCUCGGCGCAAUAUAUCAUCAACUUCAUUGUUCAGCGUGCUAUGAACUCGACCAAGACAGGUGAUCAGCCAUACCGGAACAUCCUCGACCUGUUUACCCAAGACUUGAUCAAUGUACUUGGAUUGGCCGAUUGGCCGGCUGCGGAGUUGUUGCUGCGUAUCUUGGCAUUGCGAAUGAUUCAAAUUACCGAUCAAGACAAGAGCGCGGCUAUCGCAAAGAGCAUGGCCCUGGAACUGCUGGGCUGGAUGGGAUCCGCCAUUUCAGACCUUAUAGCAACCGCUCAGCACAUGCUCCCAGCCCUUGAGGACUCAUCCGAUUCUGAACUCACGGAUUACUUGAAGCAACAGUUCGAGGAAUUUUCAUCUGGAGCGCUGCACCAGCAAGACCUUGUUGCACCCACUGGCCCACACAGGAUUGCACUGGAGCACCUCUUGCAAGACAAGAAGACCGGGGAUAAUUGGCAACUCGCCAGUGCGCGAGGCUAUUACCUGGCUCAGUGGGCCAAAACCACUUCUGCGCUUUACUACAACUCUGAAGAUAGCGAGGAGAUCGUGCACGAUGAUGCAACCGAUGAAUUGGUCGUCUUUUUGACCAAAUCUCUCUCUGAUCCACGCUGGUUAGAGACUCACCAAGAGUUUGACAGUGUGCCGCAUGUGCACGGAAAAUUUGCCUACAUUUUGACUGUUUUGAACUCGAACUUCGGCAAAGCUUUCGAUGCCAUUCUGAAAGUUCUUUUGGCCUCGUUCCUUGGUGAUUCGGCCAAGGUCCGUAGUCGCAGUCUGAAGAGUGUCAUUUACAUGCUUGAGAAAGACCCAAACCUCCUGGACAGAGACCCAUCGGUUCUGCGCGUGAUUCACCGAUGCACGACAGACGCUUCCCCUAUGGUCCGAGAUUCGGCACUGCAGCUGAUCGGACAGUGCAUCGGGUUCAAGCCGAAGCUCGAGGAAGAAGGUUGUCGGAGCAUUUUGACCUGCGCAGCCGAUCAGACGGCAGGUGUUCGCAAACGCUGCAUUGCCCUGCUUAAGGAUAUCUACCACAAGACCUUGCGCAAGGAGUUGAAGCUGGCCAUCCUGGAUAGCUUUUUACAGCGCACGGGUGACCACGAGGAGAGUGUGGCCGCUCUGGCUCGCCAGACGUUUGAAGAGAUAUGGCUCAUUCCAUUCCACAACUCCAUCGACUCGACGUCUGAUCCUAAGCUCAAGAUGGCGCUCGGGGAGCAGGUAAACCUCAUCGUGGGCCUGGCUGAGCGCAGUGAGACCGCUUUGGACUCCCUCAGUAUUUGUCUCAGCGCGGUACUCUCUGACAAGUCCAAGUCAGCGGCAUCAAACUUCAAGGUUUGUAAGGCAAUGGUUGCGACCAUGUUCCAAAGACUGGUGGAGGACUCAGAUGGUUCUCGCAAGGAAUUCCAGCAAGCCCUUCUCCAGACAAUUACUGUCUUCGCCAAGGCGAAUGCGAAGUUGUUCAGUCCGGAUCAGCUGGAGGCCUUGCACCCUUACAUUGGUAAUCUCUCAACCGCCGACGAUCUCUUCAUUUUCCGCUCGGUGGUGGUGAUUUACCGCUGCGUCUUGCCCCAUCUAUCCACCUCCCACAACACCCUCCUCAAAGAAGUUCAAAACGACCUCUUCAAGAGCGUCGCAAAGCUCUCUCGCCACGAACUAAAUGAAGUCAUGGCUUGUUUGUGGACCAUCAACGGUGUUCUGCAAAAUACGAACCGACUGGUCAAACUGUCAGUUUCUGUGCUCAAGCCGCUGCAACAAUAUAAGGGUAUGGAUCUUUCCUCGGACGCCCAUGCGGCGCACCUGGCUCGUGCGAAGAGUUACAUCCGGAUUGCAGGAUGCGUUGGACGGCAUUGCGAUCUUGAGAAGUAUGCAUCUCAUUUCAAAAGCGAGUUCCAAACCACCUGGUCCGGUGGUAGUAGUGGGUCGGUGGCAACAUUGAUGGUUGAUUCCAUCAUCCCCUUCACCGGCCCCAAUCAGCCCUCCGACCUGAGAGUCAUGGCGCUGGAAAGCUUGGGUUCUAUAUGCCAGUCGUGGCCAGGUCAAUUUGGUAGAGAGCGCACGCGACAGACAUUCGCGCAGACAUUCAAGGAAGAUGCACCUGCACUGCAGAACAUCGUCCUCCGGUCGUUUGCGGACUUCUUCGCCAUCCACGAGGGCAAGUCUGAAAAGGCCGUUAUGCCAACUGCAGAUGCAGCCGCUCAGGAAGACACUACCCGACUGGGAGGUUCUUUGAGAGCCAGCGACAAUGACGGUGCUGCUGCUUUAAUCGCUCAGCAUUUCCUCUCGAACAUGCUUCAGGUGGCGCAGUCACGCCAGGACACCUAUGCCUUGACCGCCAUCGAGCUGGUUGCCAGCAUCAACCGUCAAGGAUUGGUGCAUCCCAAGGAGUGUGCUGGUGCUCUGGUCUCCCUGGAGACUUCCACGGUCCCGGCAAUCGCAAAGGUGGCUUUCGAUACACAUAAGAUGCUUCACCAGCAAUAUGAAUCCAUGUUCGAACGAGAAUACAUGCGAGCUGUGCAGGAAGCGUUCUGCUACCAGCGGGACAUUGUUGGGGAUUCUCAAGGUGCCACUGCUCGGCCUUACGUCUCGAAACUUGCGCCGCUGUUCGACAUUGUCAAAAUAAGCAACAGUCGUUAUCAGAAGAAGUUCCUGUCCAAUCUUUGCUCCAAGGUCAACUUUGAGCUGAAGAAACUGGAUACGACUGGUAAUCCUCCAGAACACCUCCUACUCUCGCGCUUCAUCUCUCAAAACCUUGCCUACUUCGAUUAUGGCCAAUUGGCUGAAUUACUUCCAACCAUUGCUUGCGUUGAACGCAUUGUCUCUGCCACUGGAACCAUCGUUGCGCAUGCGAUUGAGACAGAUAUAUCCCCUACCCCAAUCGGUGUACCUCAGUUUGAUCCUUCGAGCAAUAUGAUCCCAGGAUACGCGCCUGAGAUGCCACCGGCAAUGAUACCGCAACAAGCCAAUCCAGCGACUUUGAGGUUGCUGGCUACUGCUGCUGCUUCGCUAUCUAUGCUCUGGGAAGCUCGAACCCAUCUCAGGCGUCUCUACGGUGUAAACUCCCACACCAAGACCAAGGAGGGUAAGCCUGUUGCGAAGGAUCUCAACAAAGCUGCCACCAAGGUCCACGGAGUGACUGGUGACAAAUUCUGGGAGGUUAUCGCUCGGAACAUGAGCGCUUUGGACAGUGAAGAGGCAAUGCACCAAAAGUGCCGUGAAUUUGCAACUUUGCUCUCCAUCGACGAGGAGUUCAAAGUCGACCCGGAUGAGGAUGCAGAAGGGGAUAGUCUAGAUGCCGCCGCCGAUGUUGAUGAGAUGGUGGCUCCCCGGAACAUGAAACGCAAGAGCUCCGUCUCUAGUUCAAACCACAACAAGCGAUCCAAGAGCCGAAAAAGUUCAUCCGGAAAGAAGAAAUCCAGCGCUGAACCGGACGACGAGCUAGAUUGGGACUGA
Molecule: messenger RNA, 5310 nt
Organism: Penicillium brevicompactum
Lineage: Eukaryota; Fungi; Ascomycota; Eurotiomycetes; Eurotiales; Aspergillaceae
Product: putative sister chromatid cohesion protein Mis4
Exons: 4
Coding region: 1-5310 (1769 amino acids)
Biological process (GO): establishment of protein localization to chromatin; regulation of gene expression; establishment of mitotic sister chromatid cohesion
Cellular component (GO): Scc2-Scc4 cohesin loading complex
Molecular function (GO): chromatin binding
Source: RefSeq, a predicted model, not a curated record